AUGAUUGUUCCGGGACAGCAUCUCAGGAAAGUUUACGAGGCCAUUAAGAAGGACUCAAACGGUAGUGAAGAUCAAAGCGUCCUUUGCCUUGCGGCAUCCGUGGACGCGGACUCGGUAUGCGCAUCUCAACUGCUGUUGAACCUCUUCAACCGCGAGAGCAUACAUUUUUCGCUUGUACCAGUGGCCUGCUACGAGGAGGAGGUGAAAACAGUAUUGCUGCUCAAUUGUGGCGCCACGGAGGACGUGCGCAGCCUAUGUAACCUUCCCAGCAACGUUCGCAUCGUCGUUUUAGACCACCAUAGGCCAGUCUGGCAUGGGCACAACAAUGAUGAUGACAUGGAUACCCUUGUGCUGGUUGAUGAUGAUGACCCUGUACCCAAGCCUGCUGUACCGUCGUAUGACCAGCAGCUCGAUAACGAAGUUGCACAAUCCGACGAUUCCGCUAGUGAAUCGGACGGCUCUGAUCUUGAUGACGUUAAUGAUGACGAUAAUGAAGAGGGGGUUGGUUCCGAUGGCGAGCAGACCCGUAAACGUCACCGUGGGCAUGAUGCCGGCGUUUCGCCACCCAAGCGUGGCCCCGCUGCGCGGGCUGAGAACGUUGCCGCGAGGCGCAAACGCGCGGAGGAGGUGGAUGCAUACUACAGCGACCGGAACGGUUACGGAAAGCCCUCGUCGCUACUGCUCUUCUCGCUGUGCCACGAGUUGCAGCACGACGAUAACUUCCAUGUCUGGUGCGCAAUUGUUGCCCUCACGGAGCAGCUGCUAUUCCAGCAAAUUAGCAAGCAGCAGUAUAACACGUGGCGGGACAAGCUAGCUGUCCACGUCACGAUGCACCACGACCAGGACCAAGAGGAUGCUGCACAGGACGGCAUUUCAAGUUUGCUGUCCAUGCCGCGGCACAAAGUGCACGUGGAGGCGUGCGAGGAUUUGCGCCUGACACUGCUGCGAUACUGGACCAUCGAGGACAGCUUGAGGUACACGUGCUACGUCGCUGCACGGCUUCAAACGUGGCGGCAAAAAGGGCUGGACAACCUCCGUAGCUUGCUUACGUACAUGUGCAUCCCGCUAAAGCACGCGAGCACAGCAUACAAGGGACUACGCGAGGUGUACAACGGUCAACUACGGAGUCAGUUGCCGCGCUUUGCUCCCCAGCAUAUGCUUGCUUGGGACUCUCUUCACUUCAAUAGCUUUCGCUUGCUGUACAAGCACGAGGAGCUUGGUGCGUCGGACAUGGUCUUCGCCCUCCUGGGCUUGCUGACGGAGGCCGAGCCCGGCAACCCGGACUCACAGCGAACCGCCUUUAACAACGCGCAGAGCGCCCUUCACGUGCAGCGCAAUCUUCAUAUCGUGGAGCGCGGCGUGGAAUUGGCCAAGCAGAUGUGCCAAGACGUCGUGCACGAGUGUGGACUCAUGAUUACAGCUGGCAAGGUCAAGGGCGGUCGUUCAGCCGACUACCGCUGGGUCAACGUGGCAGAUAGCAAUGCUUUGGCCAACCCGCGCUUCAGGCACCCCACCGUGCUAAAAUACAUGGCGCUGUUCCUGCGUGACGCCACUAGUUGCCGAUACAGCUCCAGCGACGCCCGAAGGCCCAUGGUCGUCGCCGGGGCCGCCGAUGAACGCGGCUUGUGCUGUCUGGUGUCCGUUCACGCAAAGCACAUAUCGGGUAACCGAUUGCAGAACAAUCCGUUUGCACGGCCCUUUAUCGAGACGGCUAGCGCUCUCAACAUAGUCCCCCUCAAGAGUGCUUUUGAGAACGCCACUUACCACAUCCGCAAGGAGGACGUCACGGCCUUUCUGGGCAAACUACAGGACGUGGUUGCCGACUACCGAGCGGUUGCACAACAGGCACAGGCAGUGCAAGGAUGA
Molecule: messenger RNA, 1866 nt
Organism: Volvox carteri f. nagariensis
Lineage: Eukaryota; Viridiplantae; Chlorophyta; Chlorophyceae; Chlamydomonadales; Volvocaceae
Exons: 12
Coding region: 1-1866 (621 amino acids)
Biological process (GO): DNA replication initiation; double-strand break repair via break-induced replication; mitotic DNA replication preinitiation complex assembly
Cellular component (GO): DNA replication preinitiation complex
Molecular function (GO): chromatin binding; DNA replication origin binding; single-stranded DNA binding
Source: RefSeq, a predicted model, not a curated record